Messenger RNA from Funneliformis geosporum, 582 nucleotides. The record is from the annotation of a GenBank genome assembly. Lineage: Eukaryota; Fungi; Glomeromycota; Glomeromycetes; Glomerales; Glomeraceae.
AUGGAAAUCGAUGAACCAACCUCGUCUAAUAAUAAUUCCAGCGAUGGUGAUGAUGAAUAUGAAGAGGUUUCUUAUAUAGUAGUUGACCUCGGUACUGAAGCAACAUUAGACAUGAUAACAAAUAAUUUCGAAAUCUUGAACAAUAUAAAUCCUUCUUCGUUCAAUUUCAAUCAAAAUCGUCAUCAUCAAAAUCAAGAUUCCUCAUCACAUACCGAUAAUAAAAUCAAUAAUCCUACUGUUUCGACUCCUUCAACAACCAUUCACGAAAAAGAAGUUGAGAACUCUAAUUCUAUUAAUACAAAUGAAAAUAAUGAUAUUGAUUAUUCAUUAAUUGGUUUAGAUACAGAUACACCUUAUUUACGUAUAGGUGGUAUACAUUUUAAAGGUGAUUAUGAUGAAACUAUUGGAACUGAUUUAAUAUUUUUUCCAGAACCAGAUCCAAUGAAUUCAAGGCAACAAAAACUUACAUAUCAAUGCCUUACAACAAAAAAGAUAAAAUUCUCUCAAGUGAAUUUACAAGAGAUUGAUUUAAAUACGACGAAUGAAUUAAAUAUUGAAGAUGAUGAUAAUGAUCUGACAUAG